AUGGUUGUCGGUCGUAUUACACACUAUGCAUUCGACCUCGCGUUGAUAUCGACCAUUCUUGCUGGGAUCAAGCGUAAUACUGGAUACAGCGUGAAACUCCACGAGUUACCUGAAGGUGCUCCUCGGACGGUUGCUUCUUCCUAUCUUCAAGCUGGGGAAAAAAUAUUUGAUUACGUCUCAGCCUACUCUCACACAUCCUCAUACUUCCACCGGGGCGCUAUCGAUGGCCCUGGUAAGUCCUCGUGGGGCUGGGGGUCAAAAUAG
Molecule: messenger RNA, 264 nt
Organism: Puccinia triticina
Lineage: Eukaryota; Fungi; Basidiomycota; Pucciniomycetes; Pucciniales; Pucciniaceae
Exons: 3
Coding region: 1-264 (87 amino acids)
Cellular component (GO): cytoplasm
Source: RefSeq, a predicted model, not a curated record